Molecule: messenger RNA, 3797 nt
Organism: Drosophila rhopaloa
Lineage: Eukaryota; Metazoa; Arthropoda; Insecta; Diptera; Drosophilidae
Gene: dysf
Exons: 11
Coding region: 522-3263 (913 amino acids)
Biological process (GO): regulation of transcription by RNA polymerase II
Molecular function (GO): RNA polymerase II transcription regulatory region sequence-specific DNA binding; DNA-binding transcription factor activity, RNA polymerase II-specific; protein dimerization activity
Source: RefSeq, a predicted model, not a curated record
GAAAGGUGCACGCGCGCAUUCAACACGGUUGUGUGGCCCCCGAUCCGAGGUUCUUGUGUGAUUUGUGGAUUUAUACGAUCGGAAACGGAACGGAUUUUCUCGAGCCCCAGAGCCCAGGUGCUGGGCCCCAAAGCCGUCGGUAUUUUAUUAAAUUGUGAUCGCAUCUCGGCUUCGCUUUCGUCCGGUCUUUAGUUAUUAUUUAACGCGAUAUGUUGUGCGUCAUUUGGCCCAUUUGAUUUGCAAAUUCAAACUGAGUUUUUCUCGAAAAGAAACCCCAUAAAUCUUGAUUUAAUCAAAGUGCUGAAUAUGCAAUGAUUCUAUGAAUACCUAUACCUAUGUAAAGGCCAAUGCAAAGAAUACGUAAUAAUCAAAGCAAAUAGUGUGCAAUAGAAACCCCGCAUUGGAUCUAAUAAUAUAAGUAAAUAGUUCUUAUACAUACCUAAAUAAAUAAAGUUAAUAAAAGUUAUUGAUCAAGUGUCAAACAUUGUGGCUGAUCGUAGUAAAUUAUGAAAUAAUCAUUUAUGCCAAAAGCUAUUGGAGCAAGCUCUAUAACCAAAUGGAUAUCGCAAAUUAAAUCUUUCGAGCAGAGAGAAUUGGGAUUAAAUAUUUGCGAACGUGCUAACGGCGAAAUGUAUGCGGAUAAUAAACGUGGCCUAGACAAGGUGACGGCAGCGACCCCGCCCACCCACGCCCUUCAGCAGCAGCAACAUCCCCACCAGCAGCAGCAGCAGCAACAUCUGCAACAUGUCCUGCAACUGCAACAGCAACAGCAGCAGCAGCAGCAACACCUACAGCAGCAACACCACUUGCAGCAACAGAUGCAUACGCAUCAUAACUUCCAGCAACAUGAAACGCCUGCAACACUUUCGCAACAGCAACACAUGCAACAGCAGCAACAGACGACACAGCAGCAACAGCAACAGCAGCAACAUACAACACAGCAGCAACAACAGCAACAGACAGCCGGCAUGUUUACAAGAUUCGAUGCCAACAAAUCGACGAAGGGCGCCUCGAAGAUGCGACGCGAUCUCAUAAAUGCGGAGAUAGCCAAUCUGAGGGAUCUUUUACCACUGCCCCAAUCGACGAGGCAGCGCCUCUCACAACUGCAGCUGAUGGCCCUGGUCUGCGUCUAUGUGCGGAAAGCCAACUACUUCCAGCAAGUUUUCAAACGUCACAAUGCGAUGCAUCAUCUUCAUCAUCAGACAGCAACACCAAAUAUAGGCUUCUCAAAGGCACUCUCCGGCUUUUUGAUGAUGCUCACACAAAAUGGCAAAUUGCUCUAUAUAUCGGAUAAUGCGGCCGAGUACUUGGGCCAUUCCAUGGAGGAUCUGCUGAUACACGGUGACUCCGUUUACGAUAUCAUUGACAAACAGGAUCACGCAACCAUCCAGGCCGAGCUGAAUAGGAACGUGCCACCGCAGCCGGGUGGCUCGAGUCAGGCGAACAGUGGUGGUGCCGCUGGUGGCGGCGACUCAACGUCCAGCAAUGGAAGUGGUGCCGGUGGUGCUGGUGGUGCCGGUGGCGCCUCCAGUCUCGAGGGCGAGCAUCGCAUGUUCCUCUGUCGCAUGAAUGUUAGCCGCAAUGCGCGACGGCAAAUGCGUUUCGGCGAUCAAAAGGUUGUCCUGGUCCAGGGUCACUAUUUGUCAUUCCUGCCGCUCUGCAGUCGCAACGAGCCCGUCUUUUUGGCCACCUGCACUCCGAUCGCCAUGCCCGAAACCAGGGAGUGUGUUGUUCAAGGUGCCACCAACGUCUUCACCACCAUCCACUCGAUGGACAUGAAAAUAGCCCACAUCGACAAGAAUGGCGAGUUCCACUUGGGCUAUGAUAAGACCACGCUGCAGGGCACAUCCUGGUACAAUCUAAUCCACAGCGAGAAUCUAAGGGAGGCGCAAAAUAAGCACAGACUAAUUACGCAGUCGGAACAGGAUCGAAGUUGUAUCCUGCUAGUGCGAAUGCAGAGAUCUAGUGGAGAAUACACGUGGGUUCACGUGGUUCUACAGGUGCGAGAUAGUCCCGAUUCCACUCAACAACCUGUUAUUGUGUGCACUAACCAAGUACUCAAUGACCGCGAGGCCUCGAUAAUGCUGGCCAACUCCUGGCUGUAUCACUACUAUACCGUCCAGUCGAAGAUCCAGUUUGGAAUGCCCCUGGAGAGUGGGAUCCGUGUGGCCCCAGGAACCCCUUCCAGUGGCUAUUAUAGCCCCCAUGCGUCUCAUCCACCGGCCACUCCAGGUGGCGCCACGCCCAGCUUGGGCAUAGCCAGUAAUUUCGGGAGUCACCACCAUCCGCACCACUCGCACCACCCGCACCACCACCACCAUCAUCACCAUCCGGCGACUGCCUACCAUCAUCAUCCGCAUAUGGGAACUUAUGGUGGCGUCUAUCACGCUGAGGCAGCCAUCGAACUCAAGGACGAUCAGCCGCUGUUCAGUUUUCAGGAGCCCGUGGAUUACAGCCAGGUCAAUAGCCAGGUGAAUCCAGCGAAUCAAGCGAGUACCCCAAAUCCGCCCGCCUCCAAAUCGGCCACGCCCCCGCCACCCAAGAAGCGGGCUCGCAAACUGGAACCACUCUAUUUGCACGCCGAACGUUCUCCGGCGGCGGCGAUAACUCCGGAACCGGAUUGCUAUACCAUCCACACCCAUCCAGCGGCUGCUUAUGCCACCUCAUCGGUGGUAAGUAGCGAUGCCUCGGUCAUAUAUGCCACCAUAGUGCCGACGAGACCCAGGUUACCCAAUAAAACAUUGCCUCCGGAUCCCGCGGACUUCAUCGAGCAAUGGAAUCCCAGUCCACCUUGGUCGGAAUCAGCGCAAAAGGCUUCGCUGGAUAGUUUUGGAUCCUCUCAUGAGCUGAGUCCUUGCAUCACGACCACGCCCCCCACGCCCACAAGUGCCACGCCGCAUCAAAGUGGUUUGGGUACCACCCAGACAAUAGGACCUGCUUUCAGUUUUGAAUGGAUGUCGGAUCCUCUGGUGCCGGUAACCUAUCAACAGUGGCCACCAUCCGGUGACCAUCAUCAGCAUCUUUCACAGCACUUGAGCCAGAGUCAGAGCCACCAAAAUCCUCUCCAGCAGCAGCAGCAUCUCCAACUUGGCCAACAGGCACAUCUCCACCAGCAGCACCAGCACUUAGCACUUCAUCAUGGGAGAACGGAGCAGGAAACGCUGGUGGUGGUGCCACCGAUACCCAUUUCGAUACCGAUACCAGCGGUCACGGGCCAUGGGGAUGCCGGCGAACCGGUUGAGGAUAGAGAUCCCAAAAACUAGUGACCAGCAAAGCUUGGAACUACCCCAGACAUCUGAGAUCGGCGAUCGGGGAUCGGAGAUGGGAAAUCUGCCAUGGCGGCCAGGUGAUAAUCACACUUAAAUUAAUUGCCACUUGUCAUCUUAGCGUUUAAAUUAUUUUUAUCUUACAAAGAAAACAAAAACGUAAAACGCUAUAACAGCUAAUUUAAGUGAUUUCCAUAAAGCCCUUUUGUUUUCCAAUUUUCCCAUUUUGUAUGUGCAAUCUUGAAAAAAACACUUAAAAAUAAGUAUGAGACUAUGCAUGAAAAUAGCGCUUGGAAAUUAGUUUUGCGAUUGGUGCGAAAAAAUAUAUUGAACAGAAGCAAAAAUAUCCAAGCCAAGCCAAGAGAGCUCUAUUAGUUGUAUCGUUUUUAUUAGCGACAUUUUUAUGGCGCGCGCUUAAAGUUUUUACGAUUAUUCGUAUUUCUGUAUCUUACAUGCGUAUCUCCGCAAUUAUAUAUAUGCAUCUACAUAGAGUAUUUAGGCUAAUUAUUUUAUUUUAUUUAUUAAACGUUU